This is a messenger RNA of Uloborus diversus, 3347 nucleotides long. RefSeq names its product kinesin-like protein KIF11. Bases 68 to 3286 code for a protein of 1072 amino acids. Gene Ontology annotation, molecular function: plus-end-directed microtubule motor activity; ATP binding; microtubule binding. Gene Ontology annotation, cellular component: nucleus; spindle microtubule. The transcript is spliced from 26 exons. The record is from RefSeq and is a predicted model, not a curated record. Lineage: Eukaryota; Metazoa; Arthropoda; Arachnida; Araneae; Uloboridae. Gene Ontology annotation, biological process: microtubule-based movement; mitotic spindle assembly.
AACGAAAACGAUAAAAACUUAUAUUUUUUAAUCGUGUUUUGUUCCGACGUUCGUGUUUGCGUACGAAAUGAACAAAAGCAAAGAACACAAUGCGAAAAACCAACGGAUUCAGGUCUUCGCUCGUUGCAGGCCAUUAAAUAGCUUUGAGAAAAGACAAGGUUCACCAUCAAUUGUUGAAGUUAUACCUGAAAGGAAAGAAAUUGUAUUGAAGGAUAAAAACCACAACAGAGAGUUCUUUUUUGAUAAGGUUUUCCCAAUAGAUUCUGAGCAGAUCUCUGUUUACAAAGCUGUUGUAGCACCACUCAUAAAAGAAGUUCUAAAUGGAUACAACUGUACAGUGUUUGCAUAUGGCCAGACUGGUACUGGAAAAACAUAUACAAUGGAAGGUGGAGAGAGGGGAGAUUCAAAGUGUUCUUGGGAAGAAGAUCCCAGUGCAGGAAUAAUUCCUCGAUCACUCCAUCAAUUAUUUGAAGAAUUAACAAAAGAAGAAAAUGUUGAAUUUACUGUCCGUGUAUCGUUUCUUGAAUUGUAUAAUGAAGAAUUAUUUGAUCUAUUGAGUUUAACAGAACUGUCAAGAUUGCGAUUGUUUGAAGAUUCCUCAAAAAAAGGGUCUGUUAUUAUCCAAGGGUUAGAAGAAGUUAAGGUUGAUUCCAAGGAUGAAGUUUAUAGUAUACUGGAAAAAGGCACUUCAAGGAGACAAACUGCAGCUACCCUUCUUAAUGCUGCUUCCAGUAGAAGUCAUACAGUUUUUUCUGUAACUGUGCGUGUAAAAGAAAAUACAAUAGAUGGGGAAGAACUCAUCAAAACUGGAAAAUUGAAUUUAGUUGAUUUGGCUGGCAGUGAAAAUGUUGGACGUUCUGGAGCAGUUGACAAAAGAGCUAGAGAAGCUGGUAAUAUAAAUCAAAGCCUUCUCACUUUAGGAAGAGUCAUUACAGCUUUGAUUGAGAAGCAACCACAUGUUCCUUACAGAGAAAGUAAACUGACACGGCUUUUACAAGACUCACUAGGUGGACAUACAAAAACAUCUAUUAUUGCUACAAUAUCUCCUGCACUGUGCAAUUUUGAUGAAACACUCAGUACCUUAGACUAUGCAACGAAAGCAAAGAGCAUUACUAUCAGACCAGAAGUAAAUCAGAAAAUGACAAAGCGUGCUCUCAUAAGGGAAUAUGCAGAUGAAAUAGAGAAACUUAGAAAAGAUCUUGUUGCACUACGUUCGAAAGAAGGGUUUUUUGUUGAUUUGGAAAAUUAUAACAACAUGUUAGCUGAUCUUACAAAGAAGACAGAAAUGAUCACUGAGUUGACAGACACAAACAGCUUAUUAAAGGAAGAAAAUAUGAAGAAUGAGCAGGCUUUUAAUGCUGCAAAGGAUGAACUUGCAAAGAUUACUAAGCAACUGAAUGAAACAAUAAACAAAUAUGAGGAAACUGCUUCUGAUCUUGUGCAAAAAACAAAUGCUCUAAAUGUUACCCGAAAGGUUUUGUCUGAAAGAACUCUAGAAAGAGAUGAAAAGCAAUUUAUAGUCAAUGUUCAAAGCGAAACAGAAAAGAAGUUAACUCAUCAGGCAAAACAAUUGCUCUGCGUGGCUGAUAAGACAACGGAGGAUGUUGAAAAACUUCAUGCAAAAAUUGACAGGAAACUGUUGGUUGACAAAACCAAUGAAGAAAGACUACAAGCAUUCCGUAUUAUGUGUCAGCAACAAUUUUCCAAACUGGAUACAAUGGUUUCAAAAACCGAAAGUGGACAAGUAGACUAUUUUCGAGAGAUAAAGACUGAUUUAGAUAUUCUUGAAAGUGGACUGAAAUGCUAUCAGAGGGAAACAAGUUCUGUUUUAAAGGAUGUAUGUAGUCAUUAUGCUUCUGAUACAGCUCAUAUUGCAUCUCAGUUGGAAUCUCAAAGGGAUGUACAAAUUCAGAUGGAAAACACAUUAUUCCAAGAAAUCAUUGACCAAAAAGAUGCACUGCUGGAAAAGCAAAAUUUAUUUAUGAAAGAAAAAUUCCCUCAGCUUAUUAACAACUUAAAUGAAAUGAAUAAUGAAGUGAUCUCUUGGUUUUCUCAGAUUCAUCAGCAGUUAUUACAAAAGAUUGAUAUUCAGAAAAGCAUUGCUGACCAGCGCACAAAAAUUCAAAGAAGUUUAUUAUCUUCAAUACAGGAAUCCAUAAAUUUAUUUCACACUGAACAUGAAGAAUUAUUACAGAUCAUGCAUGAAAAAACAUCUGAAAUUUCCACAAGUCAAAGUAAUCUUGAAGAGGAUGUGGAGAAAGCUUUUGAAAUCAUUCGUAAAAGUAUUAGGAAAACAAAAGAGGAUGCUUCAAAGAUUGAAGAAGUUAAUGUUAGUUUAAGAAGCUCUGCCACAGCAUUGAAAGCUACUAAGAAUCCAGUAGAGGAAAUACUACAGACAGUAAACGAUACUUGUGAGAGUAAUACAAAAUCUAGAUCUGAAUUAUCUAGUGUAAUAGACUCAAAUAAAAUCAGAGAUAUUAAAGAAUCUUUGGGCCAAGUAAAUGAAAAUAUUUCAACAGAAGUAAUAAAAUUUUGCAACACAAUUAAAGAGAUUGAAAAAUCUAACCUGCAAGAAAUCAAAAACAAAUUACAACUUCACACCUCCACAAUAACCGAAAACACGCAAGUUAUGAAGUCGGACGUUGAGAAAAUGAAGUGUAGUAGUGAAGCAGCAGUUCAAAGUUUACAGUUACGGCUGCAAAAGAAGAAUGAAGAGCUCCAAGACUCUACCAUUAAAAUUUCUAAUAUAAUAUUGGAGUCACAAAACAGAUUAGAAAGUUCCAGUUCUGACUUAAAAGAAGAAAUUAAAAAAAGAGACGUUGAAUUGGAAAAAUUUAUUUCCAGAGACAUUGUGCAUGAUGUUCCUACAGGAACUACACCUCAAAGAAAAAAUUAUGUCUACCCAAAAGAAUUGGCUGCUACAUCACCUGAGCCAAGGCUGCUUCAAAGAUUCUACUCUCAACUAGAAGACAGUACAGCUAUUAAUCAGCCCUUAGAUUCAAGUUUUGAUGAAAAUGAGGAAUCCAAGUACAGUCCCAAUUGUGCAAAUUCAGGGUCAUCAGACGUUAGUGUAUCAUCAACUUUGGAUGAAGAUUAUGCAUCCUCAGUGUCUGAUGCUGGUGGAGAAGAAAAGGAAAAUCAAAGGCACAGGAAGAAAACUUCAAAGUUGCCAAAAAAGUUACCUUCAAAUAAACUGUUCAAAAAUACAGACUUUAUCAAGCCUGCAACUCCACCCAAGAAAAAGCCAUUUUGCUCGAAUAAUUCCUCUACGGAAAAUUUAAUAUAAAAUAAAGGGCCUGUUUUAGGAUAUAGUACUUUAUAUAUUGCACUAAUCAUAUUUUUUAACU